AUGCCCGCUCGCCGCCCCGCUCUGCGCGUGGUGUCGCUGCUGCCGUCCGCAACCGAGAACGUCUGCGCCUUGCUGUCCGCGUGCCAGUCCUCCUCCUCCUCCUCUUUACCGUCCUCCGCUGCCGUGCCGCAGCUCGUGGGGCGCUCGCACGAGUGCGACUUCCCCACGGACGCCUCGGUGCAGCAGCUUCCGGUGCUCACGGCCGCGCGCACGGCCUUCACGAACUCCGCGGACACGCACAGCCAGGUGCGCGAGGCGCUGGCCAGCGCGUCGUCGCUCUACCACCUGGACGCCGCGCGGCUGGCGGCGCUGCGGCCCGACGUGAUCCUCACGCAGAGCACGUGCAAGGUCUGCUCCAUCGACCUGGCCAGCGUCCGCGCGGCUGUAGACAGCGGCAACGACGGCCAGCUGCAGCAACUGGUGCAGGCCCAUAAUGGAGCUGCCAGUGACGCAGCUGCUGAGGCGUGUGAGCUGCAAGCGGGCGGCCAGUUGACGCAGAUCGUGACGUGCAACCCCACGAGCCUCGAGGACGCGCUAGUGAAGCAGUUCCAGCAGCUCGGGGAGGCGCUGGGCGUGGCGGAGGUGGGGGAAGCCAUGGCCCAGCAGCACUACAGCAGACUGCAGCAGUUGAAGGAGCAGGCUAAAGUGUUUGUAGAGAGGAUAGGUAGCAAGCCGAGGGUGCUGAUGGUGGAGUGGCUCGAGCCGCUGUUCCUCGGCACGAAAGGCUGGAUGCGGGAGAUCGUGGAGGCUGCAGGUGGACACGUGGUGGAGGACCUGGAGGAUGGGGAAGAGGUGGAUGUGGUGGUCGUGGCACUGUGCGGACUGAGCCUCGACAAGACGGAGACGGAGCUGCUGGAAGGACGGGUCGGGGACUGGUGGACGUCGUUGCUGAAGGGUGAAGCGCAGCCGAAGGUGUUUAUUGUGGACGGCACGUCCAUGUUCACCCGUCCGACGCGGCGGCUUCUGGUGGCGCUGGAGUGGCUCGUGCACGCGCUGCAUGAGUCGGAGAGCAGCUGGAUGAAGGACUCGACGUUCCCGUACAAACUCUUCGACACGUCGCUGGUUGCGAGUGGUUCAAAGGCUGAGAAGAACAAGUCGGCGGAGAUGCUGGAGAUCGAGGAGCUGCAUCGGGCUGCGUGCGCCAACAAGCAGGCCAUGUACACGGACCCAGCCACGGGCUACUCCGUUAUGACGGCGUACAUCUUGAAGGAGCGGCAGGUUUGUUGUGGCAAUGGGUGUCGUCAUUGCCCCUACGGCCAUGCGAACGUCAAGGACCCGUCUCGGCGCAAGAACACGCUGGCUGGCAACGUCUUCUUACAGCCGCGUCGUCGCUCACGCGGUUUCGCGAAGGGAUCCCCGGGCGGCCAAAUGCUCUGGCCCGAAGGUGCUGAUGCUGGCUCUGAUGCGCAGAACGAUCUCGUGGUCAUGUUCUGGAGCGGCGGGAAGGACUCGUUCUUGGCGCUGGGUGCUUUGUAUGAGUCGUAUGCUGCUGAACAGAAGGCUAUGCCUCGCGUUGUGCUGCUCACAACCAUCGACCCGAAGACAAAUGUCGUCCCUAUCCAAGACAUCUCCUCCCAGACUAUCGCCGCGCAGGCCGAAGCUCUGGAGCUUCCUUUGUGCCUCGUUGCUGUGGGACUGGGAGAUGAGUACACGGCUGCACUGAGGAGCGCACUCCGCGAAAUUCCGGAGCACAUGAAGCGAACGAAGAAGUCAAGCAAGAGCCACGAGCAGAACGGAGCGGUUUCGAUGGUAUCGUCCCUUGUAUUUGGCGAUCUCCACCUGGACGAUAUCAGGGCUUGGCGCGAGCAGACGUUCAGCCAAGACUACAAACUGCGCUUCCCCGUGUGGAAGAAGGAUUACGAGUCGGAGCUGUUGCCAUCGCUGGAGCGGCUCUGCUCCAAGACGGGCGCCAAGAUUUACCUGUCGAGUAUCGACAAGGACCAACUCGCUUCCAAAGGCAUUGGCGCGGACUGGCAGGUGGGCCAGGAGUACGACUGGGAACUGGUCCAGAAGUGUAACAAGGCUGCUGUUGAGGAUGCGAAGCGCGUGGAUCUCAUGGGGGAGUGCGGCGAGUUCCACACUCAGUACUACCCGAUGCAGCAUUUUUCAUCGAGCGGCAUUUCGAGGUUUGCCAAGACCCCCACAAGCGAGACCCAGUUUAGUCGCGUGGUGACCGUCAUUCUGAGCAAGCCGGAGCUGGUGCCUGCAGAUGCAGCCGCCUACCAGCGCGUUGAAACACCCCGCGCUGUUGCUGUCGAUGUGAGUGGAGAGCCCAAGCAGCUGGACACGUCGAACCACGGCACGAGCAGCGACUCUGCCAAGGAACCGGACCUUCGUCAUGAAAUGAUACAUGAUGGCCCAACCUCCUUCAACUUCACCAACUUGUAUCGCUACGCCACGACGUUCGACAAAGUUCUACUCGCGAUCGGUAUCGUCACGACUGGAGCCAAUGGUGCCUUAUUCCCGCUCAUGGCCAUUGUCUUCGGCAAUGUGCUGACGGGCUUCACCACCACGCCCGUGGAUAUGGACACAGUCAACAGCGCGGCUCUCGACUAUCUGUACAUCGCCAUCUUCCUGUUCAUCACAGACUACGUCUCGGGCGAGGCGCUCAAGCACACGCUGUACAUGGACAUCAGCUGGUACGACGCGCACGACGCAUUGCAGUUGUCGAGUCGGCUGACGGGCGACACGUUUGUCGUGGGUUUCGCCAUUGGGUUCGCGCGUGGCUGGGAUAUCACGUUGGUGAUGGCGUGUGUGAUGCCUGCCAUGGCCCUUUCGCUCAGCUGGAUGAUCAAGACGUUCACCAUCAUGUCGGACUUUGCACAGAAAGUGUAUGCUGAGGCUGGAUCGGUGGCGGAGGAGACGUUGGGCUCUAUCCGUACUGUGGCUUCGUUGAAUGGAGAGCAGAAAGCAAUUGAGAAGUUCGAGAGCAAAAUUCACAAGGCGGAGACGAAGAACAUCAAGCUGAACAAGGUGGCGACAGUGGUGUACGCGCUGUUCCUGGCCAGCAUGUGGAUCAUGUACUCGGUUGGACUCUGGUACGGCGGCUGGAAGGCUUCAAAAGAAGAAUCAACACCGGGGGACGUUUUCGCUGCCUUCUUUGGUGUCAUGAUGGGAACAGGUUCUCUUGGCCAGGUUUCCCCGAGUGUUUCUGCUGUGGCUAAGGCCGCUGGCGCUGCUGAGGAACUGUUCGCAAUCCUGGACACUGCGAGCGCUAUCGAUGCGGAGAAGGAAGAUGAGGGAAUCAUUCCUGACACGUGCGAAGGCAAGAUCGAAGCGGUCAACGCCAACUUCACGUACCCAAGCCGCCCGGACGCUCAGAUCCUGCGUGACUACAACGUCACCAUCGAGCCUGGUCAGACGGUGGCUUUCGCUGGCGCCAGUGGCGGUGGCAAGAGUACGCUGAUUGCCCUGAUCGAGCGCUUCUACGACCCCACCAGCGGCACCAUCUACCUCGAUGGCCGCGAUGUCAAGACGCUGAACGUCAAGUGGCUGCGCUCGCAGAUCGGCAUGGUGUCGCAGGAGCCGGUGCUGUUCGCCACCACCAUCUUCGAGAACAUCGCCAUGGGCGGCGACAACGUGACCCGUGAAGAGGCCAUCGAGGCGUGCAAGCUGUCGAACGCGCACAACUUCAUCAUGUCGUUGCCGGAGCAGUACGACACGCUGGUGGGCGAGAAGGGCGUGUCUCUGUCUGGCGGCCAGAAGCAGCGAGUCGCCAUCGCGCGUGCCAUCGUGCGCAAGCCGAACAUUUUGGUGCUGGACGAGGCCACGAGUGCGCUGGACAACGAGAGCGAGAAGAUCGUGCAGGCUGCGCUGAACAACCUGAUGGCCACGACCAACAUGACGACUCUCGUAAUUGCCCACCGUUUGAGCACCAUCCGCCACGCCGACAAGAUCGUGGUGCUGAACGAGGGCCACAUUGUGGAGAGCGGCACGCACGACGAGCUGUUGAAGAUCGAGCGCGGUAUCUACCAGAACAUGUACCGCAUCCAGGAGUUGCGAUCGCAGGAGGAGCAGCAGGAGGCCAAGAAGCGCGAGGCGGAGAACGAACUCGAGAUGAGUGCGGUGGAGAUGAACUUCUUGGACAAGAAGCCGUUCAACCUCUUGGAUUUACUGAAGCUCAACGGACUUGCGCUCAACCACUUUUUCUUUGGUCUGAUCGGAUCAUGCGUCGGAGGGAUUGCGGUGCCAGCUUCAGCUCUAUUGAUCACGGGUAUGAUCACGUCUAUGACUGAACAGUACGCGCGCUACGAGAGCGUAGGGGACAGAUCUCACCUUACAACCCUGUACAAUGACGUCGAGCUGUACGGCAUCCUGUACCUCGUUGGCGCCGCAGUGAUCGCGAUCUUCACGUACCUGCAAAUGUACUGCUUCAAGUACAUGGAGGAGAAGAUCACCACACACUUGCGCACUGCCAAUUUCAGGGGCUUGUGCCGACAGAACGUUGGAUUCUUCGACGAGAAGGAGAACGCCACCGGUGCGUUGACAGAGGUUCUGGCCACGAAUGCCACCAAGGUUUCCCUGAUGUCUGGAGAGUCUCAAGCUGCGUUUACCCAAGCUGUCUUCACUUUGAUCGCUGCCCUUGUGAUUUCCUUCGGGUUCGGGAGUUGGCUGCUAUCGUUGAUCUUGCUGGCGCUGAUCCCCUUGCUGAUUUUCGGUGAAGUAGCGCGUAUGAAGGAGAUGGAUGGCGCCGGUUUAAUUUCUGACGACUUGGCUAUCCCCGGGGCCCACGCGUCAGAAGUUCUCGCCAAUAUUCGCACGGUUGCCGCUUUGGGUAUCGAGAAGAACUUCCCUUUCGACACUCUGCUUCAAGAACCACUUCGCAAGGGCAGGAAGGAAGCGCAGGUGAACGGCUUGUCGCUGGGAUUCAGCUCUUUCAUCAUGAUGGCGACGUAUUCGCUGGUGUUUUGGUUUGGUGCCAAGAAGGUGAAUGACGGCACUGUUGGUUUCGCCGAGAUGAUGCGGACGUUGAUGGCUAUCACGAUGUCGAUCCAGACUGUCAGUUUUGCCUCCAGAUUCUUGACGGACGGACCCAAGGCGUUCAGGGCUGGCUCGACGAUUUAUGCUAUCCGCGACCGCGUCGCCCCCAUCGAUUCCUUCAGCUCCAAUGGACGCAGUCUAGCCAAGGUUGAGGGCCGUCUCGAGUUCAAGGACAUCUCGUUCCGAUACCCCACCCGUCCGGAGAUCAACGUGCUCAAGAACUACACCCUCACCAUUGAACCUGGUCAGACUGUGGCGUUCUGCGGCCCGAGCGGUGGAGGCAAGAGCACUAUCAUCUCGCUCAUCGAGCGGUUCUACGACCCCGUGGUGGGCGACGUGCUGCUGGACGGCCACAACAUCAAGGACCUGAACCUCAACUGGCUGCGCAGCCAGAUCGGCCUGGUGGGUCAGGAGCCCACGCUCUUCAUCGGCACCAUCGCCGAGAACAUCGGGUAUGGUCUGGCAGAGCAGCCGAGUCAGCAGGAGAUCGAGGAGGCCGCGAAGAUGGCGAACGCGCACGACUUCAUCACGCAGUUCCCGGACGGCUACGAAACGCAGGUGGGCAUGAAGGGCGAGCAGUUGUCUGGCGGCCAGAAGCAGCACAUCGCCACCGCGUGUGCGAUCCUGAAGAACCCCAACAUUCUGCUGCUGGACGAGGCCACGAGCGCUUUGGACUCGGAGAGCGAGAAGGUGGUGCAGGAGGCUCUGGACAAGGUGGUGGCGCUGAAGCGGCGGACUACGAUCGUCAUUGCUCAUCGGUUGUCAACGAUUCGUCGCGCGGACAAGAUCUGCGUGGUGAGCGGUGGCAAGAUCGCGGAGCAGGGCACGCACCAGGAACUGCUGCAACUGAACGGCAUUUAUGCUAACUUGGUAGAGUCAGCUACUGCUUAG
This is a messenger RNA of Phytophthora sojae, 5871 nucleotides long. RefSeq lists its product as hypothetical. Gene Ontology annotation, molecular function: ATP hydrolysis activity; ATP binding; ABC-type transporter activity. Gene Ontology annotation, biological process: transmembrane transport. Gene Ontology annotation, cellular component: membrane. The record is from RefSeq and is a predicted model, not a curated record. NCBI's taxonomy places the organism in Eukaryota, Oomycota, Peronosporomycetes, Peronosporales, Peronosporaceae. Bases 1 to 5871 code for a protein of 1956 amino acids. The transcript has 6 exons.